Molecule: messenger RNA, 3282 nt
Organism: Musca vetustissima
Lineage: Eukaryota; Metazoa; Arthropoda; Insecta; Diptera; Muscidae
Gene: stau
Product: maternal effect protein staufen
Exons: 1
Coding region: 1-3261 (1086 amino acids)
Source: RefSeq, a predicted model, not a curated record
AUGCCGGCAGCGAGGCAGCAGCAACAGCAACAUAUUCAUGGACAUCAUAAUAUGCGUGGACCACUGCCGCCACCACCACUAUCCUCCUCCUUAGGUGGACCUCCACAACAACAUGCCUUAAAUAUGGCCGGUUUUCAAGCAGCAGCUGGAGGAGGAGUAGGACCAACAAUGCCACCACCACCAACAAAUAUGCAACAGCGUCCACACCGCUCUCAAAAUUAUCACAAUUUUAUGGAGGCAACAAAUAGCAGCAUUGCUGGAGGAGGGGUGGGAGGUAUACCACCACCACCUUAUAUGCAUUACAAUCGUAUGACCGGCGGAGGAGGAGCAGGAGGUGGAUUAUCAGGAAGCGGCAAUAAAAAAUAUCAUCACAAUCCGCAAACGUUUAAUAAAAUGCGUUCAGGAGCAGGAAAACUUGUACCGCCAUCCCAAGGAACCAAUCUCAACGAACAACAACAUCAUCAUCACCAAACCUCCUCCUCUACUAACCUACCAGCUCCACUAGCAUCCACACAACAACACCAUGCCCCUCAUCUUCAACAAAAUUCUAGUUAUGCCAAUACAACAACAUUGUCAGGUCCACUUAAUGUACCCACACCCAUGGCUCCCGGGGCCCCAAAUCAUCCUCCACCACAACAACAACCACAGUCGUCCAGCAAUUUGAAAAUUCUGGGCCAUGAGCAAGGAAAACCCAACUCCUCUUCGACUUUUUCGGCCCAAACGAAAGGUUCGGAUGUCAUAGCCGCAUCCGCAGCCGCCUAUGGUGGGUGUCUAAAUUCAAAGAAAUUGAAUGAAAUGACUUCAAGACAGUUCCAAACGGCUGCAGGAGGAGGUGGAUCUGGUAACAAAACGGCCUCAAAGUCAUCCACUACCAAUGAUGAUGUUCCUAUAAAUUCCCUAAAAUCCUUAAACUUUGAGGAGAAAAAUCCGCCCACCUCCCAGGAGAAACAAAAUGAGGAAAGUUCUGCCAAUAAGCCGCCAUCUCCCGAAGAAAUCUCCCCCGAGAAACUUGCAGGAGAUGGAACAAAAUCAAGCGAUAAAAUAUCAACCCAUGAAGCUUCAGAAAUCGAUAAGUCCAGCACCAAUAACCCUCCUACCUCUGGAGGUGCUGAUAUGGUUUCCGAUCCCCCCAAGGACGCUUCUUCUUCUUCGACGACUAAUGACUUGAAAAGUUCCCGUGAAAAAACCCCAAUGUGUUUGGUCAACGAUCUGGCCCGUUUCAAUAAAAUCUCCUUUCAAUAUCGUCUAACUGGGGAAAAUGGCCCUGCGCAUUGUAAACGUUUUACCGUUACCCUAAAAUUGGGCGAUGAGGAAUACAUGGCCGAGGGUUUGAAAAUCAAAGAAGCUCAACAUUUGGCCGCCAAGGAGGCCAUCCUCAAGACCAAAUAUAAACAUCCCAUACCCAAGGCCAAUCGUCGUAAUGGUGAUGAACAGGGUGCGGGUGCGGCCAAGGUCAAUGUUACACCCACCGUGGAAUUGAAUGCCUUGGCCAUGAAAUUGGGUCUACAGACCUACUAUAUUUUUGAUCCCAGGCAGUCGCAGGCGGCCAGUGGUGCGGCGGAUGGUGGAGGAGGAGAUAAGGGCAACAAGAACAUGGGGCCACGCUUUCGAGGUGGUGGGCCUGGUGCAGGGGCUGGAGUUGCCGUUGGCAUACCGCCGGGUGGUGGUUUGCUAACACCCAAUCAAUUACAUCAUUCUAUGAAAUAUGGAGGUGGCGGCGCUGGCACCUUUGUACCCAACUUGGUGGCCCAUCAUAAUCCGGCGGCAGCUCUUAUGCAUAUGCAACCUCGAGGUGGUGCUGGUGGCCCCAACUAUCCUCCUCCUCCACACGGCUAUCCAAUGCUACCGCCCCACAUGAUGGCCGCCCAUCAUCAUCCUCAUCAUGCGCCUCUCUUUCCCACUCCCUGUAAAAUUACCCUAAUUGUGGGUACGCAAAAAUUCAUUGGUACUGGCAGAACUAUACAACAGGCUAAACAUGAUGCUGCCGCCCAAGCCAUUGAGGCUCUCAAGCAGGAAAUGACGGCCGCCGCUGCCCAGCAAAAGGAAAACGAUGCAGAGAAAAACGAUGAAGAGGGUGAUGGCGAUAAUAAAUCACCCAUAUCGAUGGUCUUUGAAAUUGGCAUCAAACGCAAUCUACCGGUAGAUUUUAAAAUAUUGCGGGAAGAUGGUCCCGCUCAUAUGCGUACCUUUACCACAGCCUGUAUUGUGGGCCAGAUUGUCACAGAGGCUGAGGGUACGGGAAAAAAGAUUUCGAAAAAGAAGGCGGCCCAGAAAAUGUUGGAGGAGCUGAAGAAAUUACCACCCAUGGAACCGGUCAACACGGGGACGGGAGCUCCCAAUGCAAAUUCACCCAAUAAAAGGGUUAAGGCUGGUGGUGCUGGUAAAGGAGGGGCUCCAGGGUCUGGAAGAAAAUCCAACAAAAAGGAAAUGGGAGAUAAAAAAGAUGCCGCUGGGUUCUCCUCGUCUAGAGCUGGCGAUAGAAAUAAAAAACGUGAACGUCUAGAUUCCGAGCCGGCCGAUGCCGCCUCAAAUCCCAUUACCAAAUUGGUUGAAUGGUGUCAACACAACAAAGAAAAGGAACCCCUAUUCAAAUUGAUUACCGAAGCCGCCGGCAAGGAUCAGCUGAGGUCCCGUCAGCGACAAUUUGUGGUGGAGGUCGGGACCAAAGAUAUUACCGUACGUGGUGUGGGUAAUAGUAAGAAAACGGCUCGGCGAAAUGCGGCACAAAAUAUGUUGAUGGCAUUGGGUGUGGUGGACAGCAGCAACACCGAAGAGGCUGUUCUUUCUAAAUCUCCUAAUGGCAAAAUGAGUGUUGGUGAUACCAAGAAAGUUGUGGAUAGCUCCUUAGAGGAAAAGGAAACUUCCAAAGAAAUACCUAAAACCCCAGCCGCCCCCAUAGCCGUUGUCAUGAAACAGGAAGAGGCAAAGAAGGAGGUGAAAAAGGAGGAAGAGGAAAAACCUGCAAGUUCCCAAGAAACCAGUAUUAAACCAGCAACAUCUCCCAAUACUUCCACCACCACCAAACCCUCUUCCGGCCUCUAUAUGAAAGAUAAACUCAUCUAUUUGGCCAAGCUAAUGGGUUUCGAAGUCGACUUCUCCGAUUAUCCCAAAGGCAAUCACAACGAAUUUCUAUCGAUUGUUAUGAUUUCAACAAAUCCACCACAAAUAUGUCAUGGCAUUGGCGCCAAUGCCCAAGAGUCGCAGGAGGAUGCUGCCCGAAAUGCCCUCAAGAUUUUAAGUGAAAUGGGCCUGAGCAAAUAGAGAAAGAGAAAACCUCCAAAA